Caenorhabditis bovis is the source of this 489-nucleotide messenger RNA. NCBI's taxonomy places the organism in Eukaryota, Metazoa, Nematoda, Chromadorea, Rhabditida, Rhabditidae. The record is from the annotation of a GenBank genome assembly.
AUGCUCUCUAGAAUAAGUGGACUGUUGUCGAAUUGUGCGAGUACUAUUUCGCCUGUGAGAAUUGCUGGGUUAGUUCCCACCUCUUCGAGUGCAUCAUUCUUUACUCAGAUCUCUUCGUUUGCAACGUCCCUCAGUUUUGCCAGGAACAACUUUCUUCAGUUCAUUCAUUAUCGCAAUGGCCCUCCAAAAAGGCGCGCAAGAAGUAAAGAUAAAAGUCCAAUUAGCGGAUACAAUCAUUUUAAAGGAAUUGUAUUAAAAACUGUUAUUCGUCAUCCUAAGAAGCCGAACUCCGGAAAUCGAAAAUGUGCUAUUGUUCGCUUAUCGACUGGUGCUGAAGUUUGUGCAUACAUUCCGAAUGUUGGGCACAAUCUCCAGGAGCAUUCCCAGGUUCUCGUUAGAGGUGGCCGAAGACGUGAUUUGAUCUCUGUGAAAGCAAAUAUUGUCCGCGGAAAAUUCGAUUGCGCCCCUUCAACUGGUGGAAGAAAAUAG